This is a messenger RNA of Callorhinus ursinus (northern fur seal), 729 nucleotides long. Lineage: Eukaryota; Metazoa; Chordata; Mammalia; Carnivora; Otariidae. The record is from RefSeq and is a predicted model, not a curated record.
UCAACUAUGAGGUCCCAGCUUCUUCGGAGUGCUGCUCCGUGUCUGUGGGCUGGCAAGGUUGUCAGCCCGGUCCGCCGGCACCUAAACUGCGGAAGCCUGCCGCUGGAGGAGCUGUUCGCUCGCGGCGGGCCCUUGAGGGCCUUUCUGGAGCGUCAGGCAGGAUCUGAAGCCCAGUUGCAGGUCAGGGGGUCUGAGCUGCUGGCGGCAGCCAAACUGCUGAGCGAAAAGGAGCAGGAGGUGCAGGAGACUGAGCACUUGCUACACGAUGAAAAUGAGGACUUAAGGAAACUUGCAGAGAAUGAAAUAAGCUCAUGUCAAAAGGAAGUAACUCAGUUGAAGCAUCAGAUUAUUUUAUUUUUGUUUCCCUCAGAAGAAACAAAUGAAAAUGAUUUGAUCUUGGAGGCAGCCUUAGACAUGCAUCUGCCAGCAUUGGGGGUUUAGAAGCCUAUAAGCACAUGAAAUUUGAAGGAGGUGUGCACAGAGUACAAAGAGUGCCAAAGACAGAGAAGCAAGGCCGCAUCCAUACUAGCACCAUGACUGUAGCAAUAUUACCCCAGCCAACUGAGAUUAAUCUGGUGAUUAACCCGAAAGAUUUGCGAAUUGAUACUAAGCGAGCCAGUGGAGCUGGAGGACAGCAUGUAAAUACCACGGACAGUGCUGUCCGGAUAGUUCAUCUUCCAACAGGUGUUGUUUCUGAAUGCCAACAAGAGAGAUCUCAACUGAAAAACA